Molecule: messenger RNA, 969 nt
Organism: Monomorium pharaonis (pharaoh ant)
Lineage: Eukaryota; Metazoa; Arthropoda; Insecta; Hymenoptera; Formicidae
Exons: 5
Coding region: 249-779 (176 amino acids)
Source: RefSeq, a predicted model, not a curated record
CAAAACAGUAAAACUACAAAUAAACAAGCGCAUAUAAUUUACAAAAAGCAAAGCUAAAUAGAUUUAGCAUUUUUAUAUAAUUUAUACUAUUUAAUAUUUUUAUACUAUCUGUUUAUCAUACUGUUGAUAAAGAUUGUCGUAUACAAGACAUUGGUCAUUGAUCACAAUCGAUCUUAUCAGAUAAGCUUCCUAUCUCAUAGCAACGUGAGUAAUGUCUCUGAUACAGUUGCACGAAUUAGUUCUCAAACAUGAAAGGGGUUCAUUUGGCUGUACUUUUAACAAUUUGCAUGCACGUGUUCUUAGUGACAGGUAUCGAAGGACCGCAAUGCUUUCAUUUUACAUGGCCAGGUACACAAAUUCAGGAUAAAAAUGAGUUAAACUGCACAGAAUUUACUCCUUGUAUAGAGCCAUUGUAUAUUAAAGAUACAGAGCCAAAUACAAAUGAAAUAUGGGACGAGAAAGUGAUUAAAAAAAAUGAUUUCACGUAUAUUAAACGGAUGGACCGUGGUAACGUUUGUGUAAAAUUCACAUACAUAUAUAAUAAAGCAGUUGUAAACGUUAGUUAUUUCAGUGGGAAAAUCACAGAAGAUCGAACGCCGAUCACAUCAGGCUGUUAUGUUCAAUAUAUUGAUGGAUAUAGUAUCGAAGUAUGCGCCUGUAACUCUCAAGACAGAACUAAACCCUGUAACUCGACAAUUAGAAAUACAUAUUCAGCACUAAUUGUUUCUGUAGUUGCGGCUGUUACAUUGCUUACGUAUGAAAUCUUCAAUACUCCCUAAUACUCGGCUCAUUUGAUCUCUUUGAUAUGAAUGAAAUUGUACAAAUUAUAUAUAUAUAUAAUAUAUAAUUUAAUAUUUAUUACAAUUUAUGUGCAAUUAUAUCAAUAAUAUAUAUCUUUUUACAAUUUUGUAGAGCGCGUAAUAUAUAUUUAAAUUAUAUACAGACAAAUAAAUCUUGAACCUUGCAAUA